UUUUAACUUAAAUUGAUUUUUUUUGAAAAAUCGAAUACUGAGUUAACUGCUCUUGGUAGCUUAUUUACUUCCACUGAACAAAAUGGGCGACCUUAAAAGAAUUUUGUCUAAACCGGGCUUCAACCCAGAAGACUAUGUUAGUAAUAUUUCCUCUGAAGAUGGAGAAGAUAAACUCUUGGAAACAAAACAGAAUGUUCAGAUUCUUGCUGAUGAAACUGCUCAAGCAUUGAAGAAAAAUGUUUAUAAAAAUUAUUCUCAAUUCAUAGAAACAGCCAAAGAAAUUUCAGUACACACUAUUUUACAUUACAUCAGUUCACUUAGCUAUCAAUGGAUAUCACAUUGUGGAAAUCUUACUUAUAGACUGAAGGCUUAUCCAUACACAAAAGCUCGCAUUGAUCAUAGGAUUAAACAAUUAACAGAAGGAUUAAUGAGUGAAUUACAAGUGACACCAGAACGGUCUCUUCGAGGUGGUCCAAGAGCUGCAAGAAGGGCAGUGACACAGCUUAUCCGUCUUGGGAAGUCUGCUCAAGCCUGUGAACUGUUUCUGAACAACCGGAGUGCCAUUAUUAAAUAUAACAUCAGACAAUUGAAGUUUGAAGGUUCAACAACAUUGUACAUCAAGCGUCUCUGUACAGGAUUUUUCUCAAGUUUAGCUGAAACAGGCAAAGAAUUUAUGAAAGCAUUUCCACAGAAUUACGGCUGUUAUUCUGCCAUUGUUGUUUGGUCACAUCAAGAACUGAAAAUAUUUGUUGACAUGUUCAAGCGCCAAGUAUUUGGUGGAAAAUCCAAUCUCUCAAUAAUUGCAGAAUGUGUUAUGUUAGCAAGACAACAUUGUCAAGAGCUUCAUUCCAUUGGCCUUGAUCUUAGCUUCACAUUGGACUUAUUUAUCAAUGAUGAUAUCAAACGAGUUAUACAAGAGACAAAAGAUCAUAUUAUUGAGGGUGUCAAGUACAGAGCUGCUGAUGACUUGUGGCGACCAAUGAAUCAUCUCAGUAAAACUGCUUGUGACAGAUUUAUAGAAGACAUGCAGCUCCUUGGAUUCAGUCAAAUGUCUACAUGUGUUUAUGAUGACUGUUUUGUAAAUUUGACAAUAAAUACAGUUCAGUUUACAAAAACAACUCUUAUUUUUGUUGAUGAUACUUUGAAGAUGUAUACUCCAGAUCUUGGAGUUUUUAUCAACAAUGCUAUUGCAGACAUUUUCAAGGCUCAUAUUUUACACAUUCAAAAUUCCUUGAAACGAGCAAAAUUUGCCAAAGAUCAAACCUUCAUAAUGAAGAAUGCACAGUUCAUCCUGGAAGAGUUUCUUGGAAUCGCUGAGACAUUCUACCGAGAUAAAGAUAUUGUAUUUCCCAAAGAACUGAUUUCUGUCAACAAUGAAUUUAGACGCUUGAAAACACUCGCUAAAAGUCUUAGCUGAAAGAAAAAAAAUCAAAUGUCCAUGUGUAUAUAGUUAUUUUCUUUUUAAUAUAAUAAAUUGCUUGAAUAUAUU
Octopus sinensis (East Asian common octopus) is the source of this 1489-nucleotide messenger RNA. RefSeq names its product exocyst complex component 8-like. NCBI's taxonomy places the organism in Eukaryota, Metazoa, Mollusca, Cephalopoda, Octopoda, Octopodidae. Gene Ontology annotation, cellular component: exocyst. The transcript is spliced from 10 exons. The record is from RefSeq and is a predicted model, not a curated record. Gene Ontology annotation, biological process: Golgi to plasma membrane transport; intracellular protein localization; exocytosis. Bases 83 to 1417 code for a protein of 444 amino acids.